Molecule: messenger RNA, 303 nt
Organism: Talaromyces atroroseus
Lineage: Eukaryota; Fungi; Ascomycota; Eurotiomycetes; Eurotiales; Trichocomaceae
Exons: 2
Coding region: 1-303 (100 amino acids)
Source: RefSeq, a predicted model, not a curated record
AUGCUCCACUCAAAGUACCUUGCUUCCAUUGUCCUCUUCCUCGCAGUAGGUUUGGCAGCACCAACCGAGGCCAGGCGCGAUGUUAACACCUGGGCAGCUGAAGAUAAUGCCAAACGCGACGUUAACACCUGGGGAGCUGAAGACACGGCCAAGCUCGACAGCAGCCAGACCAAUACUUGGGCUGCUGACGAUACGGCCAGGCGCGAUGUUAACACCUGGGCCUCUGAAGAUACUGCUAUACGUGAUGUCAACACCUGGGGUGCUGAGAUACUGCCGAAUAAAAAGGGAUUGGUAUCAAGUUAG